Leptosia nina is the source of this 1428-nucleotide messenger RNA. Lineage: Eukaryota; Metazoa; Arthropoda; Insecta; Lepidoptera; Pieridae. The record is from the annotation of a GenBank genome assembly.
AUGAUCCUCGACAAUGAAGACGAGAUGCAAGUCGGAGGGAAAAUGCAAUUGACAGACGAAGAAGCGAUAGCGAACGACAUAAUUAUGAAGUACAAGAACGAGGAAUUAUCCCGGGCGUUCCACAAUCCGCGCCACUUUAACUUCUCUAGGCAUUAUUUCAGCUACAAACACCAGAUAGAUCAAUCAAAUUUGUACCAGAUUAUACGAAAAAUGCCGAAGGGCGCCGCGCUCCACAUACAUAGCUCCCUAAUGCUGAGCGCGGAUCGCGUAAUGGAGCUAACGUAUGAGGACCACUUAUACGCUUGCUUCACGAAAUCUGAAUUGGACUUACAGUUCUCAAUAUCUGUCCCCCGGCGACCUUGCCCGCACGAGUGGCGUCUCUUGAGCGAAUUAAGGAAUGAAUCUAGUGACGUCACCGCCCUUGACGCAGAGCUACGCAAGUACUUUACCCUCUACACCGACAACGAAGAUUCUAUGAGAGCGGAUAUCAACUACACGUGGAAUAGAUUCAAUAGAGUGGUCAAAACUAUUGGAUCUCUCAUCUCAUACCGACCGGUGCGAGAGAAGCACUUCUAUGAAGGGUUAAAGGAGUUCUACGACGACAAUGUCCGGUAUAUGGAGGUGAGGAGCGGAUUAGCAAGGUUAUACGAGUUAGAUGGGACUGUACAUAACAUUACGUACCUGGCGCAUCUAUUUAAUAGAGUCGCAAAUAGAUUUAAAGAGGAAUAUCCCGAUUUCCAUGGAAUCAAAUUGAUCGUGACGCGAUGGCGGGGCGCAGAUGUGACGCAGAUUAAAGAAAUCGUAGAUGCGGCACAUCAAGUGAAGAAGGAAUUGCCAGAAAUCUUCGCCGGUUUCGAUCUAGUAGGCCAGGAAGAUGUUGGCCGACCGCUGAAAGACUUUCUUCCCGUGCUAUCGGAGGCUCAAGAGGACAUGAAUUUCUUCUUCCACGGCGGCGAAACUAACUGGUUUGGUACUUCUACAGAUGAGAAUCUAGUGGACGCAGUUCUGCUUGAUUCCAAAAGAAUAGGCCACGGUUACGCGUUAAUAAAACAUCCAGCAUUAAUGGCGACGGUAAAACAAAAGGACAUAGCAAUAGAAGUGAAUGUUAUAUCAAAUUCCGUGUUAUCUUUAGUCUGUGACGUUCGGAAUCAUCCCUUAGCCACUUAUCUGGCUUUAGGCUUGCCUGUAGUGAUAUCUAGUGAUGACCCUGGCGCAUGGGAGGCAGAUCCAAUGUCCCAUGACUACUACGUGACGUUCGCUGGUGUUGCCAGUAAGAAAUCAGAUUUGAGACUCUUAAAACAGCUAGUUAUAAACUCUAUUAGAUAUAGUACAUUAGAUGAUAGAGGAAAAACAUCUAUGUUUAAAUUAUUUCACAGAGACUGGUCCCAAUUUAUUCAGAGUAUGAUAACGAUUGAUCCGAUGAGAUAA